AUGAGCGUUUUGCGACGAGACGACUCCUGCGAGAAAAAUGCGUCAGAAGUGAGCGCGCAGAAGAUGCUGACGACAAAGACAACCAUCGUUCGAGCGAACGGGGCGUUCAACGACGAGAACAACAAAAGACGCCCAAAACGGGCGAAACCGAAACCGAAACCUUUGCGUCAAGGCGACGUGACCAAAAAAAGAUGCGACCAAUGUCUCGGCCUCGGGAAAGUGCCGUGUUAUAACUGCACCUCGGGAGGCGUCGCAAAGUGCGAUAAGGUUGGAUUCGUCCCCGCGAAGAACACCCUCUUCACGUUUCGGCUUCCGUUCGGUUGGACGCGAGAAGGACGAGAAGACGAGACGACCACCAAAAUGAAAAAGAAAAAAGGAGAAAAGAAAGACAAAACAGAGGCGAAUACUCUCGAGCGGUGCUCGGUGUGCUCGGCGAAUGGAAAACUCGCCUGCGGCAGAUGUAACGGUCAAGGCGUCCUUCUGUACAGAUCCGCGGAUUGGCGGUAA
Molecule: messenger RNA, 507 nt
Organism: Bathycoccus prasinos
Lineage: Eukaryota; Viridiplantae; Chlorophyta; Mamiellophyceae; Mamiellales; Bathycoccaceae
Exons: 1
Coding region: 1-507 (168 amino acids)
Source: RefSeq, a predicted model, not a curated record